GGGUGAAGAGGGCUCCCGUGCCCUUGGACGGGCGUCUCCAGCUGUGAGGUUGUAGUGGAGCGGGGGCAUCAGAUGGGAGGCUGAGGUGUGACGGGUGAUUCAGGACAAGGUCCCCACGCGAGAACUGCCCUCCGCCUGCCGUGGCUGCCUGCGCCCUCCCAGGAGGGGAGCAGGUCCUGAAAGGACAGCGACCUGGCCACGACGCGGGCCGCCUCCGAGAGCUCCCGGGGAGCCCGGGUUCUGGGUGCUCUGUGGGCUGCGGGGGCCGGGGGCAGCCAGGCCUCGGUGUGGGCAAAACCACACUUUCCUGGGGUGAAGUGGAGGAGGAGGGGGCGCCGAUGCGGGGGAGGACGCUGUGUUGCGCGGUGUGGUGGACCUCGUUUGGCGCAUGAAUAAGGCAAGAGCGAUUUGCAUGCAGCAAAGCAGGUAUCGAAGACUUACCAAGUGCCGUUUCCCCCGAGCUCCCGGCCUGACGAUGUAAAGAGGCUUAAGGCUCCCCGGCCCUGGAGCCGCUCUCGGGGUUCUGCAGGGUCGGGGAGAUGCCUUAGGGAGCCACGGGCGGUGCAGUCGAGCGUUAGCUGUGGACUGCGCUCGGCGGCCUUGUGCACGUAGCUGGGCUCUCCCACACUUCGAGGCCUUCCGGAUUGCGCACCUGUGGAUCCGGCCCGUCCAGGACAACACAUUGCACCUGCUCGGAAUGUGUGUAGACUCUCCCCGUGGUGUUCCGGGUGACCACGCAUUAUUCAGGCGGCGUCCACAGGGUACUGGCUAUGGGGAGCGGCUCCGGACCACGCCAUGCUGAAGAAUGUUCCGGAAAGGCAAAAAACGGCACAGCAGCAGCAGUUCCCAAAGCAGUGAGAUCAGUACCAAGAGCAAGUCUGUGGAUUCCAGCCUUGGGGGCCUUUCUCGGUCCAGCACUGUGGCCAGCCUCGACACAGACUCCACCAAGAGCUCGGGACAGAGCAACAGUAAUCUAGACACCUGUGCAGAAUUUCGAAUCAAAUAUGUUGGUGCCAUUGAAAAGCUGAAAUUCUCUGAGGGGAAAAGCCUCGAGGGACCCCUAGACCUGAUAAACUACAUAGAUGUUGCCCAGCAAGAUGGAAAGCUGCCUUUUGUUCCCCUGGAGGAAGACUUCAUUAUGGGAGUUUCCAAGUACGGAAUCAAAGUGUCAACGUCAGAUCAGUAUGACGUCCUGCACAGGCACGCCCUGUACCUGAUCAUCCGCAUGGUGUGCUACGACGACGGCCUGGGCGCCGGGAGGAGCCUGCUGGCCCUGAAGACCACGGAUGCAAGCAACGAAGAGUUCAGCCUGUGGGUCUAUCAGUGCAACAGCCUGGAACAAGCACAAGCCAUCUGCAAAGUUUUAUCCACUGCUUUUGACUCUGUGCUCACAUCCGAGAAACCUUGAAUGCUACCGCAGUGGCAGUCGACUUCAUCUGAAGGUCAAGCUGUUUCCUACAAGUGGUUUCCAGCCUGCAGUGCUGAGCCGUCGCGGACAGAUGAAGGAGUCCUUGGUCCUGCAUUUCCUGAAGAGUGCAAUGUAGAAUGCUGAUCAUUCCCUUUUGUAUUAAAAUGUCUUGUACCCGGCA
This is a messenger RNA of Oryctolagus cuniculus (rabbit), 1589 nucleotides long. RefSeq names its product integrin subunit beta 1 binding protein 1 (gene ITGB1BP1). Lineage: Eukaryota; Metazoa; Chordata; Mammalia; Lagomorpha; Leporidae. The record is from RefSeq and is a predicted model, not a curated record. Gene Ontology annotation, cellular component: cell periphery; lamellipodium; cytoskeleton. Gene Ontology annotation, molecular function: integrin binding. Gene Ontology annotation, biological process: negative regulation of focal adhesion assembly; negative regulation of substrate adhesion-dependent cell spreading.